Messenger RNA from Ciona intestinalis (vase tunicate), 5292 nucleotides. The record is from RefSeq and is a predicted model, not a curated record. Lineage: Eukaryota; Metazoa; Chordata; Ascidiacea; Phlebobranchia; Cionidae.
GAUGGCAAGUCCUGUUGUUAGCUCCCAAGCUUUGAGCACCACCAAUAGUUCCUACACUGAUGAUCAAUCUUUCAUAUAUGAUGAUGAUACCAUUCACGUGAAAAGCACCAUUCCUUCACGAUCAUAUGAUACAUCUAUCUCACAGAGCAAUGAAUCAGCUGAACAAAGUACUUUUUCAUCUUCUAGCAGCACUAGAAGGACUCAGUCAAGUAAAAGUGAAGUUGGUACUGUGAUAGAGGAAUCAUCUGUCCAACAAAGCUCAGCGAGAACAUCUGUGUCGUCACCGACAUCUUUUGAGCGAAAAUGGCUGCAAGAACAAGCAGUGUUUGUGGAGCAGCGAAUACUCACACUGCAGAAACAAAAGAAGAAAAGACUAAGAGAUGCAAAAGCUGCUGCUUUAAAACUGGAAAGAACGCUUCCAAUGGAUAUGCUUGCACAAGAGUGGUUCAGUGAAAAUGCUGUUACAUCGGAGAUGAGAGUUUACUUAAUUGACAAACUGCUUCCUACCCUUGUAUUGGGAGUGGAGAAGGUUCUACUGGAAGCAGAGAAGAAGGGGUUAAUUGAAGGAUAUAAUCCCGAUGGUGAAACUUCCAGGAAGUUUAACCCAAUCAACCUCCUUGCUCAAUAUUUAAUGAGAAAUAUUCCGAAGUAUUCAAACUUAUCGGAAACAUCACCGUAUAUAAGAGGAUUGCGUGCGGUUGCUGAAAAUCUUAAGAGAGAUGUCUUCGAUUUAGAGGCAAACAAGUUAGCAAAACUUAAAAUGGAGGCACGUCGACAAAGAGAAGCAAUGGAAGCAAGAGAGCGACAGAAAACUGAAGAUAGAUUGCACAGAGAAAGAUUAUUAAAGCUCCAAUAUUCACAAUGGUUGGCUGAUUCAUCAGGGAGAGUCCAACUACAGUUGAUACAAAACGCUCUUUUUUCUCAUCUGGAAAUUUCAUCACAUCUUGCAUCAGAUAGUGAAAAAGUUGUGCACUAUAGUAAGGAGCUUGAAGCUACAGAUGAAACAGGAAUUACUUUAACAGAAGCUCAAUAUGUUGAGUAUGUUGAGCAAUAUGUGAAUGAAAUGACGAGAUCUGAAUUCUCACAACUAUUGAGACAUCUUGAUCAAUGCGCUCUUGCUUUCCGUAAAACGUUUGAGCACGAAGUGUGGAGAGAAAUGUUUGUAAAGUUGUUUAAAAGUCUUGACAAUGAAGAAACAGGAGUAGUUGAUCGACAUAGGAUGUUACAUCUCCUUGAAAAGUUUUAUGACAAAGUGGAUGCAGAUUAUAAAGAAUCACUUAACAAUCCAAGAAAAUGGCCUGUCAUCGAGUUGGAGGAGCUUGAUGAUCUUUAUCCGGACUCCGAGGAAGAAGGAAGUGAGGAUACUGUCCUUGUGUCCACAGAAGAUAUGACAUCAUCAGACUGGGCAUCUGUUCCAAUAUCUAACUUAACAGGAGAAGAAGGUGCUGUAGCUUCUGAUGAAGUUGAAGUUAAGGCUGAACCUGUUGAGCAAGAAGAAGAUGAGACACUUGUGGAAGAUGGUGGUGAUAAGGGGGGAGAAGAAGAAGACAAACUUGAAGAGACAACUGAGCAAGUUACUCCAGAAGAAGAUAAAGAAGACAAAACAGAAAUAAAAGAUGAGGAAAAUGUAAUAAAAGAAGAAAGUGAAGAAAAUAAGGAAACUGAAGAUGAAACAGCUGACGACAUUGAUAAGUUGUCUGCAAAAGUUUCAUCAGCUGCAGGAGAAGGAAGCAUCUCAUCGGUGGGGAGCAAAGAAGGUUCUGUUGUAGCAGAAGAAAAGGAAGACCAACCAGAUGCUGAAGAUGUAACAACACCACAAACCCAAGAUGUUGUGAAAGAUGAAGUGACUAGUCCAAAACCAGGAACUCCAGAAGAAACAGUGGAGAAAACUGACGAUGAUGCGCAGAUUGAGAAAGAAGAGAAAUUAGAGGUUUCUACCAAUGAAGUUGAGGAUGAAAAAAGUUCCUCCCAAGAUGGAGAUGAUGUGAAAGAUGAUGCAGCAAAUAUUGAAGUGACAUCACCAGAUGAACCUGAAGUUAAAGAAGACACAAAAGAAGAAGUUGAACCUGUCAGGACAGCAUUUGAUGCAUCAAAACUUAUGGCUGAUAAUGAAAAAGGGAUUUCUCUAAUCACACCGGCUCCAAGCACAGAUGGAAGCAUGGAUGUUGGGCCAGUGAAUGUGCAGUUUUCAAAGGAGGUGUCCAGACCACCUGUUAGGAAAACAACCUCGUUCACAACAGUCCAAAAGAAGAAGCUCGUUGUACCAGCACAAGAUCUGGUGAAUGAAGAGUCAGAAAAGGUUUGGGGACAUGAUGCAAGGAUUGGUGAAACAUCUGUCAUUAAAACUAUACCUACUGUUGAGAAGACAAUUGGAAUAUCAGAAUCCCAAGAUGGGGAAAGAGAUUCUGAAACUAUUGUAACAACCACAGCUGCCGGUGGCUCUGAAGCUAUUGUUGUGCAGAAUACAGCAGACGAAAUGUAUGCUGAUGACUACUACCCACAACCUAUGGAAGUGAAGACCAGGCCAGCCAGUGCGAGUAGAAUGAGCGUCACAUUUGCAGCGGAACCACUGAUUCUACCAGACCGACCGUCAGCAGAAUUCUUCUCACAUUAUUCAUCUAGAAGUCAAUCAAGAAUGACAAGUGUAUUUGACGAGAAUCAACUUAACCAGGGAAGGUUUGUCACCUUGCUUGAUAACUUUGUUUGUGAUGAAACAAACCAUAUUACUGUGGAACAAUUAGUCAACUUUAUUCAUGGUGGGUAUGUGGAAACAGAAGAAGAAAAGAUGUCAAGAUUGGCAAGGGCAAGAAAAGAAGUAUUGUCAGCAAAGCACCGGCAAAUGGUGGACAAUUUAUUCAACAAAUGGGACAAUGAUGGGCAAGGACAUCUUGAUAUUGAUGAAGUUGAAGAUGUGCUUUCAAAAUACAAAGGUGGAAUGGAAUCAUCUGCUUUAAAGAGAGGAAGACAAGCUGUUAGACAACUAAGAAAACAUACUCCAUACCAUGAUAGAAGAAGAUUGAAUAAACCAGAGUUCCAUGUAUUCAUCAACACUGUAUGCACAGAAAUGAGUGGGGGUGAAGAGGUGUUUGAUGGUGUAGUUGAAUAUGCUACAACAACAGUUGAACGAACAUAUGCGGAACGAGUAAGGGGAGAUGCAAGAAGAAAGUGGUUGGCCCAGAUUAAAUCAGCAGCAGAAUCUGGUGGCGCAUCCAUGGACUCUGUAUAUAGAGCUGUGUUUCAAACUCUGAAUAAGGACGCUGAUAGUCAUGGAAACCAAAAGAAAAUGAGCGCCUAUGUUGGACUGUUGGAACAUAACUUGGUUUACCCACACAGAGGGAAUGUUUUACUUCGCUACGUUGCGUGCACCCCUGAUAACUCACCUUAUAUGUUGGGAAAAGCAUUCUAUGAAGAUAUGAGAGGAAUAAGUUUCUAUGCUAUUCGGCGUGGAAAGUUGGUUCAUGUGCCUCGUGUGCAAAGUCAUGGUCGAGUAUAUUUCUGGAACCCAACUCGAAAUGAAGGUGAGAGGGAAGGAUCGUUGGUGCUGGUUCCUUUGCGUGAUGCACGGCGUCGAACUUAUGGGCUUCUUGGUGUGGAUAAUGUGGAGGAUGCAGCAAAUGCUGAUCGAAGUAUUUUCUCUUCUCACGAAAUUAAUUUCUAUCAGGGUGUUGCCAAGACUUUUUCAAAUGCAUUCCAUCAUGUUGACCUGCGUCGAAAGUUACUUAGAAUCAUAGAUGCAGCAAUGUCUUGGGUCCACAGCCGUGCACCAAGAGUACGAACAAUUGUCGUCUAUUUUGUUGAACCGGACCCUAAGUCUCAAGCUGGGCAUGUCCUCAGAAAGAUGAUGACAGCAGACAACAAUACAGGGGUUACAAUAACACACAGUCGCCCUACACGGCUGUAUCGCAAAGACAACUUGUUUCGAGAUUAUCUUUUCAACUGCAUGGAAAACUCAGAAACAACAUCAGCAGAUGCAUAUGGGGAGAGACAUACAGCUUAUCCACUGAGGGAUGAAGAAGGAAGAUGCCAGUGUGUGCUUGACAUCAGUAUUGGUAAACUACGGACUCUACCAAGUCAUGAAAGAAGAGAAGUUCAAAGAAUGUUAAAACUUCUACAAGCUGCAAACCGAGAAGUUAUGAAAGAAUCCAAGAGUGGAGAGAAAACUGUAGUUCUAGAGGCUGAAGAAAGAGGAACAGAUGAAACAAGGGUAGACAUCAUGUUUGAUAGACUUAUGCUUACUGAUUUAAGAGAGAAUGUCAGCAAACUGGACAACAAUGUGUUUGCUGAACUUAAAAACUACAAGAUUCCUCCAAAGAUGAUCCACAACAUCCUUAAAGCUGUCCUUCUCUUGUUUAAUUAUGACCCAGAGAAGAACAGUGAACUUGAUGAUUGGGUCACCUGCAAACAGAUGGUCACUGGCAAGUUAAGGCAGCAGAUACUGACAUAUGAUCCAACAUCGGACAAGGAAAAUGGAGAUACGGAAGAUGAAACUGAUGCCGUGGUUGAAGCUGUUGGAAAGUUAUUAAAGGGUAUCGCUCAUGGAGCAGUUGGUAGACAUGGAUCUCGUCCAGCACAGCAGUUGUAUAACUGGGCAUUUGUUUGUUUAUCACUUAUUGAACAUGCACGGAAGAUGAGAGCUAAUGAAGGACAACCUGCUGUUACUCCAGUUACAUCAGCAAGCACCAAUGCUACAACAGAAAGUGGUGCGGAACAAAAAAGUGAGGCUUACUAAAAAUGAGAGGAUUUGGGAAAAGACCUUGCUUAAAUUCAUAAAAAAUUGAAAAUUUUAUGAUUUAGAAAAUGACCUUGCUUAAAUUUAUGUAGGAAAUAAGUAAAUUUUUAACUGUAGAAAGCAAUUUUUAGCCAGCUGCAAUUAUGGUUGAACUUUUACCUAUAGUAGUCAAACAAUUAAUGUUUUUAUCACUGUAUUUUUACAAUAAAUCAAAUUUAUAUUUAAUUAGGCUACCUGACAAUUUAUAUAAACAGCUGUAAAUAUUAUAACUUGUAAAACGUCAAUAAUUUUACCUUUACUGCUUUGACUUACCUUUUAUUUGUGUUACCACUCUUAAUCUUCGUUUGCACAAAAACUAGACUUCCUAUUUCAACCAUCUGUAUAUUUUAAACUGUAAUUGUUGAUCAUGUAUAUUCACUAUAUUGUAUACAACACUACUACUUGUGUUUAUAUAUAUACUUUAGUUUGUACAAACCUAUUCAUUUUAAAACCGUCUAGCCUUGACGGUUGACGAUACAAUUAUAAUUUUGAGCAAGAUAAUACAACGUAAGUAUUACAGUUCG